UACUUAUUAUUUCUAUCUUGAUUCGCAAUAAAGUUUACCCUAUGAAAUAAGACACGAAAUGGAAAACGAUGUGAAAUUGAAACAUUAAGUCUCAAUUAUAUAUAUUUUCAUUUUCAUUCCGCACUUGUACUCAACACUUUUCUCAUAACCAUAACCAUAACCACCGUAACCGUAACCAUGUCUUUUUCUUACACUUCCCACCGGACGCUUCUCUUCCUCUUUAUCGUGAUCCUCUGCGGUCACGCACACGCUCGCGAUCUGGUUUCUGAUGGCGUGGAGGGAUUGGGCCAGGGUGUGGGCCUGGGCCUGCUCCGACUACCGAGUCAGUUGAUGGGGGAAUCCACCUGCGAGCAGUCCUACGGGUUCUUACCGUGCACCACCACUGUUCUCGGGAACUUGUUCCUCAUCAUCAUCUAUGGCUUCCUCAUGUUCAAGGCUGCAACCUACUUGUCUAGUGGUAGUGAGCUUUUGCUUGAGAUCUUGGGCCCUGGCAUCGUUGGUGGCUUGUUCCUCCCUAUCCUCGGUGCUCUCCCCGAUGCCAUGCUCAUUCUCGUGUCUGGGCUUUCAGGUAAUAAAGAAACUGCUCAGAGUGAGGUGUCUGUUGGAAUGGGCCUGCUAGCUGGGUCAACAGUGCUGCUUCUGACUAUAAUAUGGGGGACCUGCGUAAUUGUUGGCAAGUGUGACAUUGAGGGUUCAGUUGCAAUCGAUGAACAAGACACUAGGGGAUUUAGUUUAACUGGUUCUGGUGUUAGUACUGAUAUUUGGACAAGUUAUGCUGCAAGGAUUAUGGUUAUAUCUGUCCUUCCAUUUUUGAUUGUUCAAUUACCACAACUUCUCAAGUCUACUUCAGGAAGGCACUUGGCUGUUUUGAUUGCUCUUAUUGUCUCUCUCGCGCUAUUGAUUACUUAUUGCCUUUACCAGAUUUUCCAGCCCUGGAUACAAAGGAGAAAGCUUAAGUAUGUUAAACACAAACAUGUUAUUUUAGGAUUUUUGAGACAUUUGAAGAAGCAUGCAUUGGGACGGCUGCUGAAAGAUGAUGGUGAACCGGACAAAGAAGUUAUUAAAAAGCUGUUUGCCAAAAUUGAUGAAAAUCAAGAUAAGAAACUUACUCAUGGUGAAUUGAGAGCGCUGGUUGUUGGAAUUCAAUUUGAGCAGAUUGACCUGGAUCAUGAAGAUGCUGUGAUAAGAAUAAUUGAGGAUUUUGAUACUUCUCAAAAUCAACUUGUUGAAGAAGAAGAAUUUGUUAAUGGCAUCUGUAGAUGGCUUCAAAAGGCUAGGGGUUCCCGAGUUGCAUCACCAGAUGCUGGUCCCCACACAUUGAAGUUUUUAAGUGAUUUUCACACAGAAACAAAGAGGGAACAUGAUCUUCUGGAUGUGGGUGCGGGAGAUCCAAAUGAUGAAGUUGCUGAGGGUAGUGAAAAUGCUAGAUGGACUUCCAUCAAAGCAGUGUUACUGCUGGUACUGGGUGCUGUUAUUGCUGGUGCAUUUGCUGAUCCUCUGGUUGAUGCAGUCGAUAACUUUUCUGAUGCUACAAGUAUUCCUGCUUUCUUUAUUUCCUUCAUUGCUCUGCCUUUUGCAACUAAUUCAAGUGAAGCAGUGUCAGCAAUAAUUUUUGCUAGUCGUGACAAGAGGAAAACUGCCUCAUUGACUUUUUCGGAGCUAUAUGGUGCAGUGACAAUGAAUAAUGUGCUUUGCCUAUCGGUCUUCUUGGCCCUUGUUUAUGUGAGGGGAUUGACAUGGGACUUCUCUUCAGAAGUGUUGGUUAUUCUCAUUGUUUGCAUUGUCAUGGGUGGUUUUGCCAGUUUCCGCACCGUCUUCCCUCUGUGGACAGCUAUAAUGGCUAUCCUACUUUAUCCCUUCUCUCUGGCAUUGGUGUAUGUUCUUGAUUAUGUAUUUGGUUGGUCAUAGACCAAAUAAUGUUUUAUAUAUUAGUGCCUUGCAUGGCUCUUAUCAGUUUCGUGUGUGCGAGAGACUAUGGUGUUGGUGACUUCCACUAAUGGUAGGAUUGACAUCCAUUGAGAAUGGUUGAGAAUGGGUACAGUUGGCUCAUUACACAAAAUAAAUAACUGUUAAAAAUUAUGUUGCAAUGAUAGUAGUUUGCGACUGUAUGUUAUUGUGUUUUUUCAGUCUG
Gastrolobium bilobum is the source of this 2131-nucleotide messenger RNA. RefSeq names its product sodium/calcium exchanger NCL. Lineage: Eukaryota; Viridiplantae; Streptophyta; Magnoliopsida; Fabales; Fabaceae. Gene Ontology annotation, biological process: calcium ion transmembrane transport; intracellular calcium ion homeostasis. The record is from RefSeq and is a predicted model, not a curated record. The transcript is spliced from 7 exons. Gene Ontology annotation, molecular function: calcium:proton antiporter activity; calcium ion binding. Gene Ontology annotation, cellular component: membrane. Bases 178 to 1908 code for a protein of 576 amino acids.